GCGCUUUUUGGGAGGCUCAAGGAGUGGUGAGGCGGUCCCAUGCAGUCGGCAUGAGUGAGUCCCAACAGGGCGUUUGAGAUGAAGCUUCCAGAGCUGCCCAAGCGGCCCGCUGAGUGGGGCGGCGAGCUGCCGGAGGAUCCCAUCCUCUCGUCUCAGCUUCCACCACUUGCAGGCCGAGACAAAGUCUCCAAGGCCUUUUCUUCGGCAGAUUCGGGAGAGCGGAGCGCUGGCUCGCGCAAGAGCCCUCAGACAGUGCCUGCAGCUCCCGAGCUCUGCAAAGGGGAGGCUCAGAAGAUCCAGCUAGGUGCAAGACAGCAGCGCCAGUACAACAUCCUGGCCGCUCUGGGCAUUGAAAAGCAAAAGCGGAGCCAUCCACCAGGAGGAGACGAGCAUGAAAUAGAGCCAGCAUCAAAGCGGCGAAAGGAAGAAGAGAAGGGGGCCAUGCAGCUGUUCCAGCAGCUUGCGUCUCGGAUGUGGAAGCCGAGAAGGAACUCUGUGGUGGAGGGCAUCGUGGAGGAGCGUUCCCAAGGGAGGCUGCAGGUGGGGGCGGAGCCUUCAUCCUUUGAGGUCCGGCUGAAGACCUCCUCCGGUAAGGUGAAGGUUUGCUUCGACGGCCCCGCGGCCCGGGCGUUCCACCGAAGCCUGGGCUUGCAGCGAGGCGGCCGGAUUCGAAUCCAGGGCUACAACUCCCAAGUGCGGGAUGGUGUCGAGGAGCUCCAGCUCAAGGAGGUGCAUCCCGGGCUCAGCGUGAAGGUGGUGGCCACGGCAACAAUGUGCCAGUCCGAGGAGGUGCUUCAAGUCAGAGACCUCCAGGGCCACCUCCGAAAGGUACAGACAGGCGAAGCCAAAGCGGUGGUUAGCGUGGAGGCAAUCGCCAGGAGCAUUGGCAAACUUGAACAUCAAGAGCUGGCCAUGCAACCUGGCGAGUUUGCUGCCACCAGGACCAUUGAGCUUCAGUGCCUCUACUCUGAGUCGGCCUGCCUUUGGCGUCUUUGGGAUGCUCAGGCAGAAGAUCUCGCUGAUUGUUGGCAAGGUAAGCACAUCAUCAUCCACGGCACUCGCGUGAGGCAAUCCAAUGGCCCUGAGUUGACCGGCUGCGUUAGCGUGAAGCCUGCGUCUUGAUCGCAUCCUUUGAAAGCGGCUCUCUCCGUCAUAGAUGGAAAGUGAGGCUUGCAAACUUUUGGACCUGGCACACUCUGGUGCACAGCGCGGGGUAAGCAAUUGCUUCAGGCUUCACGCGCCUCACUUUUGGAAAGCCGGCUGGAUAGGCAGCACCGGAAACUUUUCGCAGGCAGGGGGA
Effrenium voratum is the source of this 1300-nucleotide messenger RNA. NCBI's taxonomy places the organism in Eukaryota, Dinophyceae, Suessiales, Symbiodiniaceae. The record is from the annotation of a GenBank genome assembly.